Messenger RNA from Candida albicans SC5314, 1359 nucleotides. It is a transcript of the gene RPC53, whose product is annotated as DNA-directed RNA polymerase III subunit. NCBI's taxonomy places the organism in Eukaryota, Fungi, Ascomycota, Pichiomycetes, Serinales, Debaryomycetaceae. Gene Ontology annotation, cellular component: RNA polymerase III complex. Gene Ontology annotation, molecular function: DNA binding. Bases 1 to 1359 code for a protein of 452 amino acids. The transcript has a single exon. Gene Ontology annotation, biological process: transcription by RNA polymerase III. The record is from RefSeq and is a predicted model, not a curated record.
AUGUCUAAUCGAUUGGAAUCAUUAAAUCCUAGAAAGCCAGUAUCUUCAUCUUCAUCUUCUGGAUCGAAAUCAGCGGCAAAAUUUAAACCAAAAGUAGUUCAAAGAAAGUCCAAAGAAGAACGUGCUAAAGUUGCACCUACAAUCAAACAAGAACCUCAACCAAGACAACCAUUACCCAAUAGUAGGGGCCGUGGUGGCGCCAGAGGAAGAGGAGGACGUAAUAAUUAUGCUGGUACUCAUAUGGUUUCAAAUGGCUUUUUAUCUGCAGGUGCCGUUUCCAUAGGAAACUCAAGUGGAUCAAAAUUGGGUUUAACAAGUGAUAUGAUAUACAAUAGUAAUGGUGAUUUAUCAUCUUCAUCAACUCCAGAUUUUAUAGCCAAUUUCAAAUCAAAACAAAAGGGAUCUACUCCUGGGGGUCAAUCUGAUGAAGAGGAUGAAGACGACGAUCCAACAAAAAUUAAUAUGACUCAGAAAUAUCGAUUCAAUGAAGAGGAUACCGUGUUAUUCCCAGUACGUCCAUUUAGAGACGAUGGAAUCACUAGAGCAGAAAAUGAAAUUGCCACGCCUGAUGUUGAAAUCAAACAAGAGCCAAAUGAUAGCACGGCAGAAAGUACACCAAUGCCUAUUUCAUUGACUCAAAGUCGAGAAACAACAGUUAAAAGUGAAUUAAUUGAAGAAAAAAUCGAACAAAUUAAAGAAACAAAGUCGAAACUCGAAAAGAAAAUUGCUCAAGGUGGUGAUUCAUUUGUUUCAGAAGAAACUGAUAAAGUCAUUUCUGAUCACCAACAGAUAUUAGAUAUUUUAACUGGGAAAUUUGAUAAGUUAUCCACCAAAACAGAAGAUUCACAUCAAAAACAACAAACACAAAAAGAUGACGUCGAUGACAUUGACGUUGAACUAGAAAAUGAUAAGACUGAAAUAAACUUUGAUGAUCAGUACGUGUUAUUUCAACUUCCAAAGCAUUUACCUACUUAUACUCAACCACCAAGUGCCGUGAAGUUGGAACCCGGUGUUGAAUCAGUUGAAGUAGACGAGCCUGCAACUGAAGAAAAAGAAAUUUCAAAACUUGCUACAAAUAAUUCAAAGCUACGUGGGAAAAUAGGAAAGAUCAACAUUCAUCAAUCAGGCAAGAUCACAAUAGAUUUGGGUAAUGAUAUUAGAUUAAAUGUGACUAAAGGUGCACCAACUGAUUUCUUGCAAGAAUUGGCUCUUAUUGAAAUAAACCCUCCGCCAAAACCAGAAGACAAUGAAGAAGAGGAUGUUCAAAUGGUGGAUGAUGAUGGUAGAUCUAUAACAGGAAAAGUUGUCCGUUUAGGAACAGUUAACGAUAAAAUCAUUGCUACACCUUGUAUACAGUAA